UCCUAGCCUGUAAAAAAAGAAGAAGCGAGAACUUGCUUUGCAGCCUGAGUAGUUCUUCUUUCAAUUGUUAUUGUCGCUUUAAAAAAUCUUUAAUUCACUUAAACUUCGUCUCGGUCGCGUCGAAAGUGGGAGAAAAGUGCUUUUCUGGUCGGAACAUGGAACUACAAGGCCUGCAAGAGGCGUUGAAAGUAGAAAUCCAAUGUCAUCAGAAUCAGACGUUGUGCAAAGGCCUCGAACUUCAGAACGGACAGAAGCUGGCGGUCAGAAGUUGUCCUAUAGGGACCACUAAGCCGCUCUCCCUCAUCAAACCUCCCGCUCAGAGCAUCGCCAUCUCGGUAGUGCCGGCCAAGGCUCCCGUUUCCAUGGUAACAGCACACAUCAACGGCCAGAAGGCGGCGAGCUCGGAGCCCCUCCAGAUGUCCCCCAUCAACCUCCAGACAGGCGGCAGGGUGGGGACGGCCGGAGUUCACCCAUUCAGCAGCAUCAGGAGAGCUUCAGAGCUGCCCCCCUCUCAGAUGCUGGGAACUCUCACUGCUGUGCCCAUCAAGGUGCCUCAAGUCAGCUCGCUGCACCGGCUGGCAGGACAAGCAGCCACUCUGCUACCUCAGGUCAGGCCAAAGACCCAGAUCCCCGACAGCCUCCCCCACGCUCCCUGUCAGGAGCUGCAGCCGCUUAGCCUGCAGAGAGCCACCGCCGUGGUCAGUCCCAAGAGCGGGGGUCCAACCCUGCCCACCGCCAACAGCACCUUCAGCCCCGAACACCAGCCCAACGGACAGAGCGACGCCUCGCCGCCCUCGGCCCCGCCCCACGGCCAGUCAGUGGGCAAAGACUCCGGCGGCCUCGCCCAGCACGCCGCCGGAGCGGGGCCCGGCGUGGCUUACGCCAUCAUCGCCGCCUCCCCCGCCACUGGAAAUGGAGUGUCCGCCGUCAGCGAGGCCGUCAAGGUGAUCAUCAUCCAGCCUCAGGCGCCCAGCAGCACCGAGGGCUCUCCGGGGGCUCAGGCUGACCUCCCCUCACAGGAAGCUCCGCCCACACCCAAAUCCCCGUCCCAGAAAAAAGAAGACGAGGACCCCGAGAAAAUCGCCUUCAUGGUCGCCCUCGGCCUCGUCACAACAGAGCACCUGGAGGAGAUCCAGACGAAGCGACAGGAGAGGAAGAGACGAAGCACAGCCAACCCGGCGUACAGCGGCCUCUUCGAGCCGGAGCGUAAACGUUUGGCGUCACAUUACCUGAACAGCUCGCUCUUCAUGUCAGCACGAGACUCUGAGGAUUUCUGCUGGAAGGAGGACGUGGAGCAUGACGAGCACUGCGCCGUCUGUAAGGAGGACGGAGAGCUGCAGCCCUGCCACAACUGCCCCAGAGCCUUCCACCCAAACUGCCUCCACCCGCCGCUGAAAACCCCCCCGAGAGGACCCUGGUACUGCCCCAAGUGUCAGAAAAAGGUGCUGAACAAAGAGAACAUGUCGUGGCCACAGAACUUUGUGCAGUCGUACGUCACCCACAAGACGGUGAGGCAGGAGGAGAAGCGACGGCUGCUGAGACGAAACAACGAGCUGAAGAACGAGUGCGCUCACCUGGAGGAGCAGGACGAGAAGCUCAACAGCUCGCUCAAACAGUGUAUGGACCUGAGGGAGCGCCUGCUGGGGCAGCAGAGGGACACUCAGGCGUCGCUCGAGCGCCUCAAAGCUCUCAUCCGCCUGAUCCAGCGCGACCAGCUCAUCCAGGUCACCAUGACGACCACCGCCACCAUCGCCGCCUCCCUGCUCUCCCAGUCCUGGAUCAAACAACCCACCAGCAUUACCGCCACAGCCGCCGCAUCGGCCACCGUCGUCGCCGCCAACCCGGGGCCCUCGGCCACGCUCCUGCAGAAGAGCCACGCCCACAGCCAGGACGAUGCCAACAACUAGCCCCGCCCCCCUUUUCCCCCACACGGCGUGAUGAUUUCUUUUUAUCUGAAGAUGAUAUCUAAGCGUCUUUUCUCCGAGAAGCUGAAAACAAACUGAGAAAGCCUCUAUCCUCCACGAUUCAAGUAUUUUUUAAAACCCAACACCUACAGUGCUUACGAGAUUUCUUUUUUUAAGUUCUUUUCUAUUUAUUAACGUUCUUGGCCUUAAUGUAUUUAUUACAAAAAGUUAGCAGACAGCGCCGCCGUCGCCGCGGGAACACGACGGGGGCGGCCCAAAAGAUAUGUCCCUCUUGUUCUGCGUAUAGUGAGAGAGAACAGUAGAGCUAGUCGUAGUAGAAGAAACACAAAGCAUUGUGGGAAGUGAACGGACUGUACAUUGAUAUAUCGGAGUAGAUGUUGAACAAUGUUUUUGCCAUAAGAAUUCAGGAAAUGUUUCAUCAGUGUGUGUGUGUGUGUGUACACGAGCCUUCAAACAAACAGAGGAACUUUUGUUCAGUAUUAAAAUAGAGUCAAAGAAAAAAAGUAUUUAAGAUUAAACUACAGAAAUUAGCGUUUCUAGUGGAGAGUUUAGUAUUUUCAUGCUGAUGCCUGUUGAUAAAUGUCGGGAGUACUCGAGGGGAUCACUGUACAUACGUUGUAUUAUUAUCUUCUUCAUCAGCGCAGGGUUUUUUUCUUUUCUGGGUUUCAAACUUUAUUUAACUCACAUCAGAGACGAACCCUGAAAGUUGAACUCUUUGUUCUCCGUCUGACACUGAAACACGUUUGUGGUCUUAUGAGGACGUUACUCACACACGCCUUAUACGGGCGUUCCGAUUCACCUCUGAACUCAGAUCUCAGAGCGGGGGAUGACAUCACCACGUCUCAGUUGCGAGUCGGACAAACAACAUGGACGCCUCCAGGAGUAGCUUUCGUUUUGUUAGCUAACACGCUAUGUUGAUAGUUAGCGUUAGCGCGCUAAAUUAAAACGACAACACGUCCACAGAUGAAUCACAUCGAUAGUAUCGUGAAGUUCUAACUACACAAACAGACGACUAAGCUGCUUGAAAACACGGCUUAAACGUUACUUAGCGGCCAUGUUGGAUUUUAGCGCGGGACACUGAAGGUUCUGAGUUUCCAAGUCAGAUUUUUCGGCUUCACGAUGGCGUUCCUCAUGACGGAUUAGACUGGCGACUCGGAAUUUCCUACAAGCCGAUAUCAACAUAUCCAGUGACCAUCGAUAUCGGCUAAUUUCAUCGGCGGUGGCUCAGUGGUUAGUGCGCGCAGCCCGCGUACAGACGCUGAGGUCGUUGUGUUGUUUUAUUGGUCAGACGGAGAACAAAGAGUUAAACAGGAGAAGGGACCAAAGUGUUUUCUUUUGUGUUCACAGCUGCACUCAAACACGAAACACGCCGAGGAGUUCAGACGGCGUGCGAUGCAUCCAUUCAGUCCCCUCCCCCUUAAAAAACCAGUAUGACAAAAUAUGCCAAAAACUCGUUUCUUUGUUUUUGUACUGGGAUCGAUCAUUCCUCAAUAAUGUCUAUAGUGCUUUUUUUUCCCUCCCUGCCUCUUUUAUAUUUUUGGCUUUUUUACUCUUGGUGUUUUACGGACGUGUUAACGGCGUCGAGCCCGUUAAUCUGAUGAACACUGCCUCAAGUACAAAUGGUUUUUUAAAAUCCACACUUUUUUUUUUUUGUCUUUGUUGCGUCAUUUUUAUAAAAACACCAGUCAAUCAGAAGUGGGACUCAAGUGUCAAACUGCAACAACACUUUUUGACUGUGGGCGGAGCCAGAGAGGACAAGAUGGCGUCCUCCUCCAUAACGACAGUUUAAAACAAGAACCAGGAGGCGGCCAUCUUGUCCUGCCGGCGCCGCUCGUCUCGCUAGUCUUCCUGCUGGUCCAGAAAGGUUCAGUUUAAGUGUAAAAAAAAAGCGUAGAUGUAGAUCUUUGUUUUCUUUCUUUAUCGAACUCGCCACACAGUCGAGGCGCGGCGCUCUGAAGCCGGUCGAGGCGCGGCGCUCUGACGAUGCACAAACAUGAACAAAUGGUUGAAAGAAUCCCGAGGAAAAUGCCUUUAACGAAAGAGAACGAGGGAGUGACGACGUGAAGGUUUUUUAUUUAGUUUGAAUCAUAUCAGCUGUGUUUGCUCUCUUCACAUCGUCUGUACGGCACAAACGUUUCAACACGUAUCAGGUCAUCAUCACGCGGUUUCAGGGGCGGCGAACAAAAAGGAGGUUAAACGGCGAGCAAUACCACAUCAGAAGCGUUCAUAACGGGGUCAUACUCGGAGUUUACUGAAGCUUUUUAAAGAUCUUUGAUUUCCUGUGAAGCUAAAAAGGUGACGUCACACUUUAAAGUCUUGUUGUGGAAAGUUUAGCACGAUGCAGAACACGAGAAAAUCUCAACUUCUAAAAAAUGAAUUAUUAAAGAAUCCAGCGACGUGUUUGAAGCAUCGCUCCCCUCACAAGUCAGUCAGUAAGAGCGUUGUACGUAAAGCUGCACAGACCGUUAACUCUUAUCAUCGUUUUACUUCUGCAGCCGUCGAACAAAACCAAACAAAACUCGAUCUGAUGGAUGUGUGACCUCGCAGGACAUCACCUCUCUUCACUCUGAGCCCCGUUAUGUUUAGAAAAAUAUAUUUAUUAAACGCGCUUUAUCAGAACACAGAGCCUGGUGUCUGCUCGUGGAGCUUAUUAGAAACAUGCAGAGGCUUUUUAGGUCGGGUACAAUCACUUCUAUCUGAACCACUUCUCUUGCCCGCUUCCAUCACUGCAACACCUGUUGACCUGAUAACUGCUCUCAUAUCUGACAAACAGAGGGGCGUCCAAAACGGCCGUGUGGGGGGGGUCUUAAAAGCGCCUACCUUCUCUGGUCCAAACAAAUCCAGAGCAUUCAGGAGCAGAAUCUAAAGUUAGAAGGAGGACAUACUGGCUGCUGCAUGUUUCCUGAAUGUCUGAUCAGAUAGUAAGGUUGUUUUAUCAUUUCACUGAUUGGACCUUUAAUUACCUUAACGAUCAGAGUUGAUGCUCAGCGGUCCGGGCUCUGUGUCUGUAAUAAAGCAGCAGAUAUGCAGAAACAUGAAACCUAACAUGCCUUUAAGAAUGAAUCAUGAUCAGUGCAGAAUGUACCGUGUGAAGCAUAUCCAGAGGGAAACCAUAUCAGCGCUCCGUGCCGCGUUCAAACCUCCAUUAAUCAAUAAAUAAAAUAAAACAACAAACCCUCCACCCCCGAAAACCUCCUUCAUCCGUUUCUAGAAAUCUUCUCCGGGAGAAACUGUGCAGUGCUUAAACAGAUCUAUUUUAAUACACGACACAAGACAUUUGAACAAAGAAGAAAAAAAAAAAGUUAGAACAUUUUUAUAUUCUUUUAUCAAGGAGCAAAAAAAAUAAGAAAAGGAAACCGAACAUUUUGAGGUUUUGUUUUUUUUAUUGUUUGCCGGUUUCUGCAUUCUGACUUCGAGCUUGCAACGUGCGAUGUGUUCUUUUUGCCACGAGGGGGCGACGAGGAGACGACGACGACACGUUUAGAUGGGAAAUGAAAAUGUCUGUUGAAGUAGAAGUUUUUUGGUUUGUCAUUAAUAACGGGGACUGUCCAGUGGAUAGUGUGUAUAGGAAAGUGUUUGUCUUAAAUAUGCCAAUGUAGUUUUUUUCUUCUUCUUUAUGAUGCAUUAAAAAAAAGUGGAUCGAUGGAAAAGUUGAUAAAUGA
Molecule: messenger RNA, 5587 nt
Organism: Labrus mixtus (cuckoo wrasse)
Lineage: Eukaryota; Metazoa; Chordata; Actinopteri; Labriformes; Labridae
Gene: phf21b
Product: PHD finger protein 21B
Exons: 14
Coding region: 156-1907 (583 amino acids)
Source: RefSeq, a predicted model, not a curated record